This is a messenger RNA of Beta vulgaris subsp. vulgaris (sugar beet), 2155 nucleotides long. Its product is annotated as 1-aminocyclopropane-1-carboxylate synthase 3. Gene Ontology annotation, molecular function: transaminase activity; pyridoxal phosphate binding. The record is from RefSeq and is a predicted model, not a curated record. The transcript has 3 exons. Gene Ontology annotation, biological process: amino acid metabolic process; biosynthetic process. Bases 291 to 1697 code for a protein of 468 amino acids. NCBI's taxonomy places the organism in Eukaryota, Viridiplantae, Streptophyta, Magnoliopsida, Caryophyllales, Amaranthaceae.
UCAAGUGAAAAUUGCUGACAUGGCACCUCGUAGUUUCCUAUAAAUACCUUAUAGUCAGCUAGUUUAGUUGCAUCAUCAAACCAUUAAACUCUUCCCCAUCACUUCAACAACUCAUCCCACCACUACUCGUCUCAUUUCUCUCUCUCUCUCUCUCUCUACAUUUUUAUUCUCCAGCUCUUCCCCGCGUUAAAAUAUCACCACUUUCCUUCGUUUCCACACUACGUACAACAACACCAACACCAACAACAACAACAACAAAAAGAAAACUCGUUUACAGCAAAUUAAGCAAAAUGACAAUGUUGUCAACAUUAGCUGAAACUAAUACUCAUGGUCAAGAUUCAUCUUAUUUCCUUGGUUGGGAAGAAUACGAGAAAAACCCUUACCAUGAAUCCGAUAACCCGGAUGGUAUGAUCCAAAUGGGUUUAGCUGAAAAUCAGCUUUGUUUUGAUCUUCUUGAAUCUUGGUUAGCUAAUAACCCCGAACCCGGUUCGUUUACCCGAAAGGGUAAAUCCGUUUUUAGAAACCUUGCUCUCUUUCAAGAUUAUCAUGGCCUCCCUGAAUUCAAAAAAGCUUUCGUAAAUUACAUGUCAAUGUUACGAGGAAAUAAAGUCACAUUUGACCCUAACAACCUCGUUCUAACAGCUGGUGCAACCUCGGCUAAUGAGACUCUUAUUUUUUGCCUGGCUAACCCCGGCGAGGCUCUUCUCUUACCUACCCCGUACUAUCCAGGGUUUGAUAGAGAUCUUAAAUGGAGAACUGGAGCAGAAAUAGUGCCAAUCAAGUGUACUAGCUCAAAUGGGUUUAAGAUCACAAAGUCAGCUUUGGAAGAAGCUUACAACUCAGCUAAGAGGCAAGGGCUCAAAGUGAAGGGUGUUUUGGUAACUAACCCAUCCAACCCUUUAGGAACAUACUUGUCAAAAGACGAAAUUACCCUUCUUCUUAGCUUUGUAUCAAACAAAAACAUUCAUCUCAUCAGCGAUGAAAUCUACGCUGGAACUGUGUUCAAUGGGCCUGGAUUCAUCAGCAUCAUGGAAGCAAUCAAGGAUAAGAAAUGGGCCAACAACAAAGAUCUUAUUCAAAGUGUUCACAUUGUCACAAGUUUGUCAAAAGAUUUGGGCCUUCCUGGGUUUAGGGUCGGAGCUAUUUAUUCCAAUGACCCACUUGUAGUCUCAGCCGCUACAAAAAUGUCUAGCUUCGGGCUAAUCUCAGCCCAAACCCAAUACCUUCUUGCCGGACUCUUAUCCGACAUGAAGUUCAUGGAUUACUACAUCAUACAAAACCAAAAUCGUCUUAAAACUCGACACUCAAUGUUAGUAUCAGGUCUUAAAAAAGCCGGUAUUAACAGCCUAGACAGUAAUAGUGGCUUAUUCUGUUGGGUAGACUUAAAACAUUUACUCAAAAAUCCGACAUUCGAAUCCGAAAUCGAGCUAUGGAAAGAGAUUGUUUACAAUGUUAAGCUAAACAUAUCUCCUGGAUCAUCAUGCCAUUGUGUAGAACCUGGGUGGUUUAGAGUAUGCUUUGCUAAUAUGUCUGAUGAUACAUUAGACAUUGCCAUGCAACGUAUUAAGGAAUAUGUUGAUAUCAAAACCAACAAAAAUAGUCAUCAUGCAAGAAGAAAUUCACGAAGAAUCAGAUCACUCAGUAAGUGGGUUUUUAGGCUAUCGUUUGAUGGUGACAAAGAACCAGAAGAACGAUAGUUUCUGUCAAUUAUUAUCAUAUGAUUUGACCACCCACAAAAAUUAACCUGUGUGAAUCUGUUCAGUAAAAACAAAAAAAAAAAAAGUUUUUUUUUUUUACUUUUGUUAUUAUUUUUUUUUUUACCGUAAGGAUCGGAUUAAUUAGUGUGAACACUAAGCAUGUGUCCGUGUAAUUUUAAUUUUUCCCGCCGCUGCUGUUAUUAGUUGGUUGAUUGGCAGGGUAGAAAAUUGCUGUAUUUAGAAGGGUCGGCUUGUUUUUGAAGGAAUUGAUUGAUUAGAAAUUCAAUUCCUUUUUAGGAGGUGAGAGAAAGAAAAGAAAACAAAAUACUAUUGUAAUUUGUAGAGUCAUCAGCACUCGGUCCAUGUGGACACGAAGUGACUUUGAUAUUAAUUUCAAAUGUUUUAAUUAUUACUAUUUUUUAUUGGAGAUAAAUGGAAUUGUUAUACUCAUUUUCUUA